Molecule: messenger RNA, 617 nt
Organism: Erigeron canadensis
Lineage: Eukaryota; Viridiplantae; Streptophyta; Magnoliopsida; Asterales; Asteraceae
Product: auxin-responsive protein SAUR50-like
Exons: 1
Coding region: 65-373 (102 amino acids)
Biological process (GO): response to auxin
Source: RefSeq, a predicted model, not a curated record
ACAAGUCAAUAAUAACAACUGCCUCCACCAUUAUACUACCAUUAUCUAGUACCCUAUAGUAACAAUGGGCCUAAGAAAGUCACACACUAAACAAAAUCAAGCAUUAGCUAUCAAAAAAAUCAUCAAAAGGUGUUCUAGUUUUGGCAAGAACAAUGACAAUGGUCUCCCAAAUGAUGUUCCAAAAGGACAUUUUGUGGUAUACGUUGGAGAAAGACGAAACCGAUAUAUUGUACCAAUUUCUUGUUUGGAUCAUCCAACAUUUCAAGAUCUACUACAUCAAUCCGAGGAAGAAUUUGGAUUUAGUCAUGAUAUGGGCAUAAUCAUUCCUUGCCAAGAAGAUGAUUUUUUGUCAUUUUUCUCCAUGUUUUCAUGAAUUCUUACAAUUUCAAGAAAAUUGUGUUAGGUGCUCUCUUUUACAUUUCUUUUUUCCAAGUGAUGUGUGUGUGUGUGUUCGAACACCCUAGCUUGGAAAAAAUAUUGCGUCAAUUUUGUACAAAAUUAAGGAAAAUCUCUGCAUGGGAAAUGAUUCUCCCCUUAUGCAUGUUACAUAUUUAUACAUUGUCAAUUGACCAAUUCGUUCAAAGGAGAAAAUUUGUUUUUCGUUUAAUUGAUCGUAA